Molecule: messenger RNA, 3983 nt
Organism: Mercenaria mercenaria
Lineage: Eukaryota; Metazoa; Mollusca; Bivalvia; Venerida; Veneridae
Product: calpain-2 catalytic subunit-like
Exons: 12
Coding region: 404-2038 (544 amino acids)
Biological process (GO): proteolysis
Cellular component (GO): cytoplasm
Molecular function (GO): calcium-dependent cysteine-type endopeptidase activity
Source: RefSeq, a predicted model, not a curated record
AAAUAUCUGUCCACGUGAUCGUAUCGUAUUGAUAAAUUUCAUUAAGACACGGAGUAUUUUACGUGUACUCAUUUAGCAAUUACGGUAAUUAUGGCUUCAGGUGAAAGGAUGUUGGAUUUUUCCGAUCGGCUUUCAGUUGUUUGUUUUUAGAUAAUUUUUGUUUGUGUGUUUAUAUACUAUUUCAUACACAUGUAGCGAAGUACAUAACGUUAGCUAUUACGUAUGUGACAUUUUAGCGCAGUAAUGACAUUUAAAAUGAGUGCGUUUGGAAUUAAAAACAGUGGCAUAUGAAAAUUAAAAUCUAGCAAUAUGGUUAUACGACUUUUAUUUGAGAUAGUUGUUCGGUUCAAACAAACAACUAUGAAAAUAUUUGGAGGAUUGAUUUGUACCAGAUACAACUGAUAUGGGUUGUUCGGCAUCUGUAGAUGAGUCCACAAAGGUUAUACAUGCAUGGGCUAUUCCAAGAUCGGUGAAUAAGAGGCGACAUUGGCCAACACCUGACAAAGUUAUUUCAAGGUUGACACCAAGGAGUUGGACAAAUAUUAAUUUGUCAGCGAUUGGAGGAGGCGGAGCUAGUAAAUCAGGCAUAAAUGGGAGAAAACAAACUGAUGGUCUGUUUGUCGACGAACUUUUUCCGCCGAGUACAGAAUCCAUAUUCCAGAAGAAAUGUCUUUUAAAGCCGGUCGUCUGGAAAAGACCAGCGAGUAUACAUCCAAAUGCGACUCUGAUAUCAGAUGGUACCAGCAGGCAUGAUAUGAAACAAGGUGACUUGAACGAUUGCUGGUUCUUAUCUACAUUAUCUGCUAUAGCCGAGAAGCCACAGCUCAUUGGAAAGAUUAUACCGGAUGACUAUAACAUCGGAUAUAAAGAUUACAACGGGAAGUUUCACUGCAGAUUUUGGCAAUUCGGUGACUGGACAGAUGUUUACAUUGACGACCUGCUACCAACUGUAAAUAACCAUAUACUCUUUGCACACUCAUCCGCACCUGAAGAGUUUUGGAUAUCGCUUGUGGAGAAAGCUUAUGCAAAAUUAAAUGGGUCCUAUGAAGCAUUAGAGUACGGAUUCGAGGCUGACGCGUUUACAGACCUGACUGGAGGACUAGCCGAAUGGUAUAAUCCUUCGGACUUGAAAGAAGAUGAUUUUUAUCUGGUCCGUGCUGCUUUCCAAAGCGGAGCUGUGAUUGGCUGUCUGAGUGUUGAUAAAGAAGGCCAGGCAUUACGUGACAGAAGGGGAAUGGUAUCAAAUCACUCGUAUGUUAUCACUGGUGUAGAGGAGGUUCAGUAUCUGGAUGGUACAGCCAAACUUAUUCGUGUCCGAAACCCUUGGGGCGAUACAGAAUGGGAAGGAGCUUGGAGUGACGGUUCUGAUGAAUGGACCCAUGUGCCAAAUGACAUAAAAAUAGAAUUAGAACUGACGUCACAAGAUGACGGAGAGUUCUGGAUGUGCUACAGAGAUUUUCGGCGGGAAUAUUGCAACAUGAUUAUAUGCAAUUUAUCACCUGACUUUGACCACGACGGCGUGAGUGAUAAAGCCGAAUAUCAGUUGAGCAUGCGUGGACGUUGGAAGGCUGGAUUUAACGCUGGUGGCUGGCUAGAAUGUCCAUCAUUUGUGAUCAAUCCACAAUACAUUAUUACUUUGCAUGCUGACGCGUCAAUCCAGCGUCGUUUUAGUGGUCGUCUUCCUUUAGUGGUUUCGCUGCUGCAAGUUUACCGCCGACAGCAUAAACUCGACGGUAUUGGACUCUAUGCAAUAGGAUUUGAAGUAUUUCAGAGAUAUUCCUGUAUAACGGGGAAGAUUGGUAAAUCAUUUUUCGAUCAAACAGACCCACUUAUGCCAGAAAAUGAAGAAACCUAUGCUGAAUACAGAGAAACAUCAGGUCGAUUUUUCUUGGAUCCAGGAGAAUACAUUCUAGUUCCAACAACUCAACAACCUAAUCAAGAAAGAUCAUAUCUUCUUCGCCUAUUUGCAGUUGGUCAUAUGGAAUGCAGACCAUACGACAACCAUUACGAAGGCGAGUGGGAUGUAGAUCUGCACUGAAGGAAGAGUACUGCAGCUGUUGAGUUAGUCUUGUACAAAUAGCCUUAACCAUUCACAACAUUCCAAUGGGUGAAAUGAUAUUUAUUCCAGCAGGAAGGAGGAUGACUGACGCUGCAUCUAAACCGUACAAUAAAACACUGCUGCAAAACUGUGUAGCAAAACAGUACAGCAAAACAGUGCAGCAAAACUGUAUAAUAGAACUGUGCAGCAAAACAGUACAGCAAAACAGUGCAGCAAAACUGUAUAAUAAAACAGUGCAGAAGAACAGUGCGGCAAAACAGUGCAGCAAAACAGUUUAGCAAAACUGUAUAAUAAAACAGUGAAACAAAGCAAACAGUACAGUAAAACAGUACAGUACAACUGUCGGCAUAAAAAGAAAAGGCACGAUUACUGUUCGGACUGGAAAAUUACCACCAAGUGUCAUUAUACCACCAGAUAUGUACAAACCAUACAACAUUUUGUCCAUCCGUCCAUUUGUAUUUUGUUCCCGCUUCAUAUCUUUUUAUGCCCACACAUAUGAAUGUUUGGGCAUAUAGCGUUGCUGCUGUCCGUACGUCCGUCCCGAAACCAUGCGUGUCCAACUCCUUCAACACUAUUAGCUGAUUUGCUUCAAACUUUCACAGAUGAACGCUCUUGCUAUGCAGUUGAUCAUGAAGGGAUGAACGUUUGCUGUGACAGUUUUACCUUUUGAUAGUUUUGCUAGUUAGAAUAUAGAGAAAUACCUUGUGUGUCUAACUCCUCAAACACUAUUGAAAGGAAAGGCUUGAAAAUUUCACAGAUUAACAAGUUUGAUGCGAAAAUUACCUUAGAUAAUGGACUUUUCCGCGGCCAUUUUUUCUUAAAAAAAAUUACCCUUUCUGAAUUUCACAAACUAUGCCAUAGUGGAGAAAUUUGUUGUGUUCAACUCCUCAUAUACUUUUUAAAGGAAUGCAUCCAAAGUUGCUCUGAUGCGCAAUCUUUUUUAGUCGAACAACUUCCUUGUGAAGAUGGUUGGUACUAAAAUCUUUGCUAUUUAAAGGAUGUCGCAGGAUGUGGUGGCCUCCGUGGCCUAUGGACACAAUUCAAGUUAACUACAGGGAUUUUCAUGUAGUAUCAGUUAUUAGCCUCAUCAGUCCGACGUACAGAGCGCACAAUCAGGAUCCAGGGACACACUUGGAGAUUAAAGGUUAGAUAGCUUAACUUUGUGUCCGUUCCAUAUCUUCUAAAACCACUGGGAAAUUUUUCAUAAAAGUUGCAUCAACAAUUUUCAUUUUGAUAAAACCAGCAUCAGUUGCUAAACUCGUCAAGGCGAUAAGAUCGCACAACCCAGGUCAGUAGGUCCAAGGUUCAGGUUACAAUUAAAAAUCAAAGAUCGUGUACACAACAUUUACUUUGCCUGUACCAAAGCUGCGUAUUGGGAUAUCAGUUGCCUUCGGUGAUAGCUGUAGUCAGUCAAAAGAUUGUCUCAGUCCGGUGUUUCCUUGAAAUCAUAUAAAUGGUACAUAUAUAUGUUCAUAGAAUAUAUUUUUUUACCUUUUUAAAGAUCGUUUUACAUGUAAUUUGACAGUGAAUGAGAGCUACUACUGUAAAUAUCUAUUUUUUUUAAAUCUUAUUUACACCAGAACUUUUAUGAAACAGCUAAAAUGAUACGAUAUUCAGUUAGUUUAACCUUGAGAAUAAAGUUGUAAGAAGCCACUUUAAUCUAACAUAUAUUUUGUACACUCCUCCAGGUGAAAAUGGACGCUUUUCAGCAUAAAUUCUGUACAGAUGGACUAGAUAUUUUUUCUAAUGUAUCUGACACAGCAUAGGAGCAUGGUUUGAUAGCCUGAAUAUGUAAAUAAAGAAUUUAAGUUUGAUUAUAUAUACAUAUCCAUUGUCUUCAUAUAGAUGAUGAAGCCGGCUAUUAAUUCUAAAUACAUAUGUACAUUUCAUUGUUACAAUUGUGAUAAAUAUAUGUUUCAUCUAA